UUUGCAGCCGGUGUACCCACAGACUAGCGUCUCACUUUGGCCGGAUAAUAUGGCGGACAAUCAAGAAGGUGGAGGUGGAAUUAAUCGUAUGAAUCGACGUGGCGCUAUAAAAAAGCAGCAAGUCUCUGUCGUUAAAGGGCAUCAGUUCGUCCUAACGUUUUUAAAGCAACCGUCAUUUUGCGCCCAUUGCAAAGAUUUUAUCUGGGGAUUUGUGGGCAAACAAGGCUUUCAAUGCCAAGAUUGUGGCUUUGUCGUACAUCGAAGAUGCCACGAAUUCGUGUCUUUCGAUUGUCCCGGUGCUGACAUCAACAGCACUGAGGCGCCCGUAAGCCCACAUUCUUUCAAAGUUCACACGUAUACAAGUCCCACUUUUUGCGAUCAUUGCGGAUCUUUGCUCUAUGGUCUGAUCAAGCAGGGACUACAAUGCUCAGAUUGUCAAAUAAACAUUCACAAACGCUGCGAGAAAGUUAUACCGAAAUUAUGCGGGGCAGAUCAUACCGAAAAGCGAGGAAGAAUUCACCUAAGCGUGUCAUUCAAAGGGUCGAGUGGAGUUGGCAAACUUACAGUCGAAGUCCGAGAAGCGAAGAACCUUAUCCCAAUGGAUCCCAAUGGCCUAUCAGAUCCCUAUGUGAAACUGAAACUUGUCCCAGAUUCAGGUACCACAACCAAACAAAAGACAGAAAUCAUAAAGAAAACAUUGAAUCCUGUUUUCAAUGAAACAUUUCAAUUUUCAAUUGAACAACGUGACCAUGAUAGGCGUUUGUCCGUGGAGGUUUGGGACUGGGAUAGGGCGACAAGGAAUGACUUCAUGGGUUCCCUCUCGUUUGGCGUAUCAGAGCUGCUUAAUAAGUCGCAUGAAGGAUGGUUCAAGUUGUUGACUGCCGAGGAGGGAGAGUUUUACAAUAUUCCUAUCAACGAGGAUGUAGGACAAGCAAUUGCUGAAUUGUCGAAAAAAUUCAAGUUCCAACCGAAACAGGAAGUGGAUCAAGCGCAUGAGCAGUCGAAGUCUGAAACUCAUGUUCAAACAAAUAACAACAACAAGCGUCACAGCAUGGAAGACUUUAAUUUCCUUAAAGUUCUUGGAAAAGGCAGUUUUGGCAAGGUGAUGCUUGCAGAACUGAAGUCUACACAAGAUGUGUUUGCCAUCAAAGUUUUAAAGAAAGAUGUGAUAGUUCAAGGAAAUGAUGUUGACUGCACAAUGAUUGAGAAGCGUGUGUUGGCAUUGUCAAACAAACCUGCCUUUCUUACCAACCUUUUCUGUUGCUUCCAGACCGUGGAUCGUCUUUUCUUUGUGAUGGAGUACAUCAAUGGUGGAGAUCUCAUGUUUCACAUCCAGAAUUCUGGAAAAUUUAAAGAACCACGUGCCGCAUUUUAUGCUGCAGAAAUCGUCCUUGGACUGUUGCAUCUACAUCACAGGGGAAUAAUCUACAGGGAUCUGAAACUGGACAACGUGAUGCUGGACAGUGAUGGUCACAUUAAGAUCGCUGAUUUUGGCAUGUGCAAAGAAAAUAUGUUCCAUCCGAAGAAAACGCAGACGUUUUGUGGUACACCAGAUUACAUCGCCCCUGAGAUAGUGGCGUAUCAGGCUUAUUCGUUCGCAGUCGAUUGGUGGGCCCUUGGCGUCUUGAUCUUUGAGAUGUUAGUUGGGCAGCCUCCGUUUGAUGGUGAUGAUGAAGAUGAGUUAUUCAACUCGAUUUUAGAACACAGUGUCUCGUGUCCGAAGUCACUAUCCAAGGAAGGAACAUCGAUUAUCAAAGGGUUCCUUACGAAGCAUCCCGACAAACGACUGGGCUCAGGUUCCAACACAGAACGGGACAUCAAAGAUCACGUCUUCUUUCGGUAUAUCGAUUGGAGAAAGUUGGAAAACAAAGAAAUACAGCCUCCGUUUAAACCAAAAAUUAAAUCGAAGCGAUCUUUCGACAAUUUUGACGCGGAAUUUACGGACGAGGCCGCCAGGUUGACGCCUUGUGACAAGUCAUUUAUCGCCAAUAUUAACCAGGGAGAUUUCGCCGGUUUUUCGUUUGUAAAUCCUGAGUUUUCAAGCAAUUAACACAUGCAUGACUAUUUGGUGCUGUAGGUAAUCAUAGCGCUAGGUAUGUUAAAUUAUAUUAUCUAAAUUAAUCCAAUGCACAGAGUAACAAAACGGGCGUCCGUUUUUGUACAAGAUCUGCCUUUUCGCACGAAUUCUAGUUUGAUAAAUGCACACAAGCCAAGAGUUUUGAGUCUGCUGUUUAACAGGAAAAAAACACGAUGUUUUACGACACAUUUUCAGUUUUUUUUUGGCAAUAUGAUUCAAUAAUGUUGUGUCUAAAUCAAGCGUAAAAACGUUGAACAUCAGCAGCAAUGAUAACUGUGGCAGAAAAUUCUAACAACACAACUUAGGGGCUGUUUACAUGAGCCCGGUUACCCGAGAUUCAACGAAGCAUGAGAUGAUUUUGAGGUAUUGAAAUGAACAGAUAACAUGUUCCUGGCAGUCGUAUGAUCACCACAACAAUAGCAUGUACUUGUUUGGUGUCAUAAACACUUAUUUCAAUACCUCAAAGUCCUCUCACGCUUCGUUGAAUCUCGGGUAACCGGGCUCAUGUAAACAGCACAACUUAGUGUGAGCUCCACUUCAUUUCUCGUGAUGUUCCUUUGGACGAGACAACCAAUAUUGAGUAACUUGUACACGCGUGUGGUAGAAAGUAGAAGAAAGAGCAUCUAAGUUAUCAUUUUAAGCUACAUUCUCACACAGACAAUCCUUGGGCCGAUUGUUAUUUAAAAUAUACGUGACAACGUCAUUAUGACGUCAUUAUGUACUUUCAACAACGGCCAUUAACAUCGGGCAGAAGCCUUUCGGAUCGGCCUGAGAAAUUGUCGUGUGUGCGUUACUUUUCACUCUGUUUUGUAUAAAAAUGGGAUAAAUUGAUCUAUUAAAAUGUUAUUAUUACCAGUUGUUAUGUCCCUAGUGUGUUGUAAUUAAAGUAAAAUUUUGAUUAUAUUUUUACGUAACAGAUGUA
Molecule: messenger RNA, 2999 nt
Organism: Dendronephthya gigantea
Lineage: Eukaryota; Metazoa; Cnidaria; Anthozoa; Malacalcyonacea; Nephtheidae
Product: protein kinase C alpha type-like
Exons: 16
Coding region: 50-2050 (666 amino acids)
Biological process (GO): protein phosphorylation
Molecular function (GO): ATP binding; zinc ion binding; diacylglycerol-dependent serine/threonine kinase activity
Source: RefSeq, a predicted model, not a curated record